AAAAACGGGACACAUGGUACAUACUGUGAGCUUCUGAAGCUCUUACAACUUCAUAGGAGUUUCCCACGUGGGCAUGAUGAAGUAAUUCACUGGAUCAAAGAGAACAAAAACGUGCACAGUUACUACCAACAGAAGGAUCAGAUCGAAGAGCAAGAUUCACAUUAUAGAGGCAGAACACACCUUUUCCAUGAAGACAUCCCUAGUGGAAAUGCCUCCUUGAAACUUAGUAACCUGACCAUGACUGAUGAGGGCUCUUACACCUGCUACGUGGGAACAACACAAUAUCGAACAGAAGUGAAAGUGCUGCUACGUGUAAGAGCUCCUUCUUCUUAUGCACUGGAAUACCAAAAGACAAACACAGAUAGGAGACUGAAGUGCUAUGCCUUUCUCACGUAUUCAGCACCCAAUAUAUCUUGGGUACAAGGCAAUGUAUCCAUCCAAGAGACAGAUCGGGAGGAAACCAGGAAUGGAAUUUUCUAUUCUAUUAGAAGUGACAAGGACAUAAUAAACACAACAAAUACUUACUACUGUCAUAUUCAUUUCCAUCAUGAAGUGUGGGCUGCUGAAUGGAAGAUGAUGCCAGAUCACCUGUGUAAAGAGGCAGGAGGUUACACCGUAAUUCCUUGUGAACAUGACAAUGACAUUGCAAACACUGAUGGUUUCAGUGUGGUCUGGACAUUACACAGAAAUGCAGUGACCUCAGUCCUGGCCUCCUUCAAUGGCACAUCUCACUCUCACCAGCCUCGAGUCCGGAUUAACAAAACUAACUUUUCACUGAUGUUGGAUCGUCUUACUGCAGACGAUAGCGGAGAAUAUCUGUGCAAUAUUUCAACACCUCUCUACUCAAAACUUACUGUGAGCACUUUGCAUGUCGAAAAUUCAGGUAACCCCUUGAUAAUUGUGAUCGUAGUGGCAGCAGUGAUUUUAACAGUGGCACUACUUUACUAUCUCAAGAAAAAAAGGAAGAGAGGAGUCAUAUGGACACCUUAACAUACAGGAAGAAAAUAGUCCUCUGCACACAGAUACUACUGAGACUGGUGAUUAAAGAACAGAGUUCCUCCACCUGCCCCCUUGAGUUACACUAACAGCCACAUGGAAAUGUGACUUUCUGAGCAACAGUAAUGGACAAAUGGGGAGGAAGAAAAUCACUGGACACUUGUAUGUGAAAAGUCAUGUAGCAGAGCAUCUCACCUCCAUGUCAUCUUAUCUGUUGCUUGUUUACUGGUGAGUUAACUCAAACCAGACAAAGCUGUCUUGUAGUGAGUUAUUUUGACAGCAUGGGAUUACCAUUGGUCUGGCAUCUCCCAGCUGACAAUAAGCAUCUUUCUGUGGAAGUGAGCUCUUAUGGAAGCUGAUAUUUGAUUAGCACAUGUAGUUUGAUAAUCAAGAUGCCUUGGCAAAAGCAAACAGAGCUUUGAAGAUUACAAGAAGAUAGGAUCAAGACUGGCGACAGGAAAGAAGUCUGAACUAAGUAGAAAUGUUAAGUUUGUCUGUGUGAUGUUUAACCCAACGAAUGUAGUAAAGAAUUACUAGUCUUCCUAAAAAUGGUAUAUAAGCAUACAUAGCUCACAGUAAAUUUGGAUUCUGAUCAUGAAUCAGUCUCUCUCUCCCUGUCUCUCUCUCAGUCGUCUAUAAGAUCUGGAAAGAGAAACUGGAUUUCUGACUGACAGGCACCUACAUGUACAAACUAUAUAAGCUACAUCAAACUUUCACAAAGCAGAAAUCUGCACAUUUUCCUGGAAACGUGGAAUUUCUACUUAGAACUCCUGCUUUGUGGUUAUUCCUCUGUGGGCUGAGUAUUUCUUUUGCUAGUUUUAAUAUAGGUACCUUGAUAUCAUGCACUGUUUUAUAUAAUCUACUGGUAGUUCUUCUGUUUCAUACUGUGUUGUAAGUAACUCUGAUUAAGACCUUUCAUGUGUUACCUCCUGUUCGAUAAAUUGUCCAUCACUGUUCUCCAUUGUCUCGGGCUCAGGGGUAGGAAAUGUUAGCUGUGGGAGCCUCCCCCACCAUCUUGCUUUUGUCCUGGGGGCUACAUAGUGUGUGGGAAUGGUUGCCACCUUGUCCUUGUCUGGAAAAACAUAUGGAGCUGGCAGCACUGGAACAGCUUGUCCUUGGCAAGGCCAUCUUGUCCUUGUCACAGGGGAGCACGUGCACAUGACCUACAGGGAAUGUCUGCCAUCUUGUCUUUCUGCCAGUGGCCACCUGAACGAAGUUGAGGUGGUGACCAUCUCUUGUGGGUAAAGCAUCUCUUUUUGUAUACUUUUGUUAUUAACAUUUUUGCUCUUUGCUUUCACUAAAUUACCUCAACCCACA
Molecule: messenger RNA, 2313 nt
Organism: Cinclus cinclus
Lineage: Eukaryota; Metazoa; Chordata; Aves; Passeriformes; Cinclidae
Gene: HHLA2
Product: HHLA2 member of B7 family
Exons: 6
Coding region: 238-990 (250 amino acids)
Biological process (GO): T cell costimulation; cell surface receptor signaling pathway; immune response
Cellular component (GO): external side of plasma membrane
Source: RefSeq, a predicted model, not a curated record